This is a messenger RNA of Sorex fumeus (smoky shrew), 5371 nucleotides long. RefSeq names its product endoplasmic reticulum metallopeptidase 1 (gene ERMP1). The transcript has 15 exons. Bases 77 to 2770 code for a protein of 897 amino acids. Lineage: Eukaryota; Metazoa; Chordata; Mammalia; Eulipotyphla; Soricidae. Gene Ontology annotation, biological process: proteolysis. Gene Ontology annotation, molecular function: metalloexopeptidase activity. The record is from RefSeq and is a predicted model, not a curated record.
GCGGCGGCGGCCGCGGCUCCCGGGGCGGUCGCAGGCCGGGGCCGAUCGGGGCAGGUCGCGGCGGCGGCUGGUGGCCAUGGAGCGGGGCGCGGAGUCGGCGACCGUCAGGCGGCACCGCGGCGGGAGCGAGCGGCGGGACGGGCCGGCGGCCGCGCGGCCGUCGCAGCGGGCGGCCCUGCAGCCGGAGCCCCCGGGGGACGCGCCCGGCGGCGGCCGCGAGAGGACGCGGAAGCGGAGCGCCGGGGGCCCGCGCGGACUGUCCGAGGCGCGCGCCGCGCUGCUGCUGGCGCUCUACCUGCUGGCGCUGCGCGCGCUCGUGCAGCUCUCCCUGCGGCAGCUGGUGCUGCGCGGCCCCGCCGGCCGCCCCGGGGACUUCGACGCGCGCCGAGCCAGGGAUUAUCUUGAACACAUAACAGCGAUUGGUCCCAGGACUACAGGAAGUCCAGAAAAUGAAAUUCUGACAGUCCAUUACCUUUUGGAACAGAUUAAACUGAUUGAAAUUCAAAGCAGCCAUCUGCACAAGAUUUCCGUCGAUGUACAGCGGCCCACGGGCUCCUUCAGCAUUGACUUCUUGGGAGGUUUUACGAGCUACUAUGACAACAUCACCAAUGUGGUGGUGAAGUUGGAGCCCAGAGCUGGAGCUCAGCAUGCCAUCCUGGCCAACUGCCAUUUCGACUCAGUGGCAAACUCACCAGGUGCCAGUGACGAUGCAGUCAGCUGUUCAGUGAUGCUGGAAAUCCUUCGCGUCUUGGCGACGUCUCCAGAAGCCUUACAGCAUGCUGUCAUAUUUCUCUUCAAUGGUGCCGAGGAAAAUGUCUUGCAAGCCAGUCAUGGUUUCAUUACUCAGCACCCUUGGGCCAACUCAGUCCGUGCAUUUAUUAACUUGGAGGCAGCAGGUGUUGGAGGAAAAGAACUCGUGUUUCAAACAGGUCCCGAGAAUCCGUGGUUGGUUCAGGCCUAUGUUUCAGCAGCAAAGCAUCCGUUUGCUUCUGUGGUGGCUCAGGAGGUUUUUCAGAGUGGAAUCAUUCCUUCAGAUACUGACUUCCGUAUCUACAGAGAUUUUGGGAACAUUCCAGGAAUAGACUUGGCUUUUAUUGAGAAUGGAUACAUUUAUCACACCAAGUAUGACACAGCGGACAGAAUUCUAACAGGUUCUAUUCAGAGAGCAGGUGACAACAUUUUAGCAGUUCUUAAAUACCUCGCUACCUCUGAUGUGGUGGCUGCUUCUUCAGAGUAUCAGCAUGGAAACGUCGUCUUCUUUGACGUGCUUGGCCUUUUUGUUGUCGCCUACCCGUCUCGGAUGGGCUCCAUCAUUAACUGCAUGGUGGUAAUGGCUGUUGUUUUGUACCUGGGCAGAAAAAUGUUGCAGCCCAAACGUAAGACUGCUAACUACACAAAGGACUUCUUCUGUGGACUUGGCAUCACCUUGAUAAGCUGGUUUACUAGCCUGGUUACCGUUCUCAUUAUAGCAGUGUUCAUCUCGCUCAUUGGACAGUCACUGUCAUGGUAUAACCACUUCUAUGUCUCCGUAUGUCUGUAUGGAACAGCAGCUAUAGCCAAAAUAAUACUUAUACAUACUCUUGCCAAAAGAUUUUAUUAUGUGAAUGCCAGUGACCAGUAUCUGGGAGAACUGUUUUUUGACAUCUUGCUGUUUGUGCAUUGUGGUUUCCUUGUAGCUUUCACUUACCGUGGACUUUGCUCAGCAUUUAUUAACGCUGUCUGGGUGGCAUUUCCAUUGCUCACAAAGCUUUGCGUGCACAAGGACUUUAAGCAGCAUGGUGCCGGAGGAAAAUUCAUUGCCUUUUAUCUUUUGGGGAUGUUUGUUCCUUAUCUUUAUGCAUUGUACCUCAUCUGGGCAGUGUUUGAGAUGUUUACCCCUAUCCUUGGAAGAAGCGGUUCGGAAAUCCCACCUGAUGUCGUCCUGGCUUCCAUUUUGGCUGGUUGUACAAUGAUUCUCUCUUCCUAUUUUAUUAACUUCAUCUACCUUGUCAAAAGCACAAGAAAAACGUUGUUGACUUUAGCUGGAGUGUGUGCAGUUACAUUCCUCCUCGUUUGCAGUGGAACUUUUUUCCCAUACAGUUCCAACCCUGACAGUCCAAAGCCAAAGAGAGUGUUUCUACAGCAUACGACGAGAACUUUUCAUGGCUUAGAUGGAAAUGUAGUUAAGCGGGACUCUGGAAUAUGGAUAAAUGGAUUCGAUUACACUGGUAUGUCUCACAUAACACCCUACAUUCCUGAGAUCAAUGAUACCAUCCGAACCAACUGUGAGGAAAAUGCACCCUUUUGUGGCUUCCCAUGGUACCUUCCAGUGCACUUUCUGAACAGAAAAAGCUGGUAUCUUCCUGCCCCAGAAGUCUCUCCAAGUGAUCCUGCACAUUUCAGACUCGUAUCCAAAGAACAGACACCCUGGGAUUCUGUAAAACUGACAUUUGAAGCAAAAGGACCAACACAUAUGUCAUUCUAUGUCCGAACUCACAAAGGGUCAACGCUCUCUCAGUGGUCUCUUGGCAAUGGGACUCCAGUCACAAGUAAAGGAGGGGACUACUUUGUAUUUUACUCCCAUGGACUUCAGGCCUCUGCCUGGCAAUUCUGGAUAGAAGUACAGGUCUCGGAAGAACAACCUGAAGGAAUGGUCACUGUGGCCACUGCUGCCCACUACCUUUCUGGGGAAGAAAAGAGGUCCUUCCAGCUGGAUGCUCUGAAAGAGAAGUUCCCAGAUUGGACAUUUCCUUCUGCCUGGGUGUGCACCUACAAUCUCUUUGUUUUUUAAUCUUGUAGAUGAACUCCUAAGACAACGAUCCAGUGGGAUAGUCUGUGUGACAUAGUUUUGUCCUUUGUUACACAGAAAAAAUGCAAGUCAGUGAGUUUUUAAUGAGUAUGAGUUCAGAGUUUUGUGUGUUACACCUUUCAAGGGCACUACAGUGGUUAUACUGUAAGUAGUGAUGCAUGGCCUUUAUGACACUUGAAAAUGCCAGUUUUCUGGUACUUAAGCACCUGUGGGUACUGCCACUACACAUUUGCAUCUUUUCUAUGAUCCUAAGGAUAAAAGCCAACAAACCACUUUAAUUACUCCUUUAGGGUCAUGAAAGAUGUAGAAGGUAAGACAGAUAACAUUUCUCAGUGAAGUCCUACACCAUUUUGUGUGAAUAAAUGGUGGAGACCUAACUCUGUUGGUCUCUGAAAGCAAAUGCAAGGGCUGGGGAACACCCAUGGGGCUUUUGCGCCCCAGCCUGUGCCAGGAACCCUGCUCUUUCAGGCCUCUGGACCAUGCUUUCUCCUCGCUGCACUGACCCCCAGGGCCUCUGUUAGUGGCUCCUGUCCUGACAGGGAUGCCCUGUGAUUUAUCAUUACACUUUUACUCUUUUUUUUUUUUUUUGCUUUUGGGUUACACCUGGCAAUGCUCGGGGGUUACUCCUGGCUCAGCACUCAGGAAUUACUCCUGGUGGUGCUCAGGGGACCAUUUGGGGUACUGGGUAUGGAACCCAGGUUGGCUAUGUACAAGGCAAAUGCCAUACCCGCUGUACUUUCGCUCUGGCCCCUUUCUGAUCCUUUUGUUGCCUGGUUUCCUGUUAAAACUCUGAUUCCUCUCUGCACCACAUCAUUUUGGGAAGAGGAGCAUUUAUUCAGCUACUUUCUGUAUUUUUUGACUCUUACCUUUCUUCUUUGAAGCACUGAGUUGUCAUGGUGACUAAUCUGAGUAGGAGAGUGGGGAGGAGGCUAGAAAUUUUCCAAAUAUUCUGUUUAGAAGGAUUCACCUGCUAACCAAGGUUAGCGCUUAAUUCUGUUUAUGCACUGGGUCUGUACUUUUCAAUUGUCUUUUGUCCAAUUGAACAGAUUAGUUUCUUAUUGUCCAGUGGACUUGGUUUUCCUGAGACAUCAGGUAGUUGGCACUGGAGAGAAACCUCUCUACAUGUAAAUGUGGUGUUCAGAUCAUGUCUAAUGGAAGCCUUGGGACUGAAAGGUGCUUUUCACUUUGAUGAAGAUGGGCAUGUAGCUUGCAAGGCAUAUCACAGUGGUGCCUCUCAUGAUUUAGUGGGUCCAGCAGCAACAGAAGGGUUUAGUGAGAUCAGUGCUAAGUUCUGCUAGAUUCCAUUCCCCCCCGCCCCCCCUCCCCGGAAGUGGAAAAAUGCCUAGGCCAAGAAAUGUUUUAAAAGCCAUAACAAAACAAUAGUGGCAUCACAUCCAAGCCUAGUAUAUGCUGCUGGAGGAAACUCUUAAGGCUACUUGUACAAUAUGCUUUUCUUAACCACACUACUAUGGCUUGACUAAGUUGUAAUUGCUGAAAAAAUUUUGACUGGGUCCACACUGACAGGGGUGUAGUCAGACCUAAAAGACUUAUAUCGUGCAGAUGCUGAACCUGUAGCUACUCUUGUCCUUGGAUUUUGUAGAAACCAUGCUUAAACAGUCUCUGAUGUUCUAAGUGUACAGCUGUCAAGUAUUUCUGCCAGGCAGAAAUGUUUGCAUGUUUGCAGUGGUCAUUGCUCAUAUAAUCACAGUUGUGGAGAAAAUGAAAGAGUAAUAUCUCAAUGAAUUUGAAAAUGUGGAUAUAUAUAUUUUUUUGUCCCUGUGGUUAUUUUGAUAUAGAGCACUAGGAAUUGUAGAGAAGGAAAAAAUUAAAAAAAAAAAAACACCUGUAGUGAGAAAGUCACUAAGGAAAACAAAUUGUUCCUCUGAUUUUCUUCCUUUAGGAAGGAUGUUGCUACCCUUUUUCAGAAAUAAUCAUGAUUUUUCUCUUUGCCUUUGGGUUAUUUUCCUAUUUAAACAAUUUUCUUUUGGUUUUCUUUAGCAUUAUGAAGUUUCAAGAUUGUAUGAGGUCAGUAGCGAGAAAAAUGUUUACUAGUCUCAGGGCAUGCUUAAUAUUCUGGGGGAUUGUUUUAUGUUUAGAAAUGGUUAAGUAAUUAUACACAAGUUAAUGACUGUUAAUAAUAAGCACACUGGCAAGCAGAUCAGUAGCCUCUGAAAUUAAAGGACUUUUUUUCCCCCUAAAAUGCAUUAUUUUCUACAGAAUUUAAAUGUAAGCAGCACAGAACUGAACAUUCAGGUAAAGAAAGAAUUAUGGUUUUUGAAGAAAUUCUGUAAAAAAGUCACUUUUGAGUCUGACCUAAGAGCUAUUGUAUUAAGAUGUAAAUAAGCAUGAUAGGAUUCUAAAAUGUUACAACUGGGCUGGGGGUGGGGCAUAAACCGAGCUUUUUGACUCAGGAAAUGUAGAAAGAAAUGAUCGUGUCCAUCCUUGGGUUCAUUGGUUUGCUGAUUUGCUGAGGACUAAUUGUUGCCUUACAAUGUUAUUAAAAUAAAAUUUUUAACCUACUAGUAUUGAGGUGUCUUUAAUAAAUCUUUGUUAAUGUUCUAUUGUAUACCCACAUUUGAAGAA